Messenger RNA from Phycomyces blakesleeanus NRRL 1555(-), 759 nucleotides. RefSeq lists its product as hypothetical. Lineage: Eukaryota; Fungi; Mucoromycota; Mucoromycetes; Mucorales; Phycomycetaceae. The record is from RefSeq and is a predicted model, not a curated record. The transcript is spliced from 4 exons. The coding region runs from base 1 to 531 and encodes 176 amino acids.
AUGACCAACAGGCAUAGAAUGCUCAUCUCCAAAAUCGCAAGCGAUAUCCAUUUGUCCGUUUUGACCCGUUACUCAUCCAAGAAGAAAAAUCGAGCUUGGAGUACCAAGCCAACAUGUACAGCACUCCUUGCCACAAACUUUGAUAUAUUACCUCACCUGCUAGAACAGAUCAUUCUCUUCUUAUAUUUAGAUAUUUCCCUUUCCUCUGGCAAUAACAGCUGUUUUCCAGAUCCACCAAAUUGUCGCAAACAGAAAGAGAGAUCCGCACACGCAUACAACCUUUCGUACGCCAAAUUCCAGAUCCAAGAGUCCAGAUCCCAGAUCCCAUAUCCUAAAUAUUUGUUCCAGAUCCCAACAACUUUCCGCCACCUUAGAAGAUGUUUCUAUGUCGGACCAGACCGGACAAACAAAAAAACGUGGUUUAGUUUUGUGAGCGUAGAAACAACUCAAUACGGAUUUAUAUACUUGAUUCCUGACACAUCUUGGAUCAAAGGAACUAAGAAAGUACUUUUUUGUCAAAUAGCUGAUUAAUUCGUACCGUCUUUGCUUAAUUGUAUUUUGUUUUUUGAAAUAUAGAAAUAUCCAUUAUGAUCAUACAUGUCAGAUAUGUACAAGUGUCAAUGAAAGUGUGUGCUUAUUUAUUGCGAUUUAUUAACAAUAAAAAUAACGAUGAGAUUGACAUUAAGAUUAACUGAUAAAUGACUUGUAUAAAUUCCAAGAGUUUCUUAUAUUUUACCUUUUUUUUCUUUUUCUUAAUCC